Fusarium odoratissimum NRRL 54006 is the source of this 2842-nucleotide messenger RNA. RefSeq lists its product as uncharacterized. The record is from RefSeq and is a predicted model, not a curated record. Lineage: Eukaryota; Fungi; Ascomycota; Sordariomycetes; Hypocreales; Nectriaceae. The transcript is spliced from 2 exons. The coding region runs from base 288 to 2606 and encodes 772 amino acids.
UUUUUUUGUCCCCCCAUAACUUACGUCUCCAUAAUCCGCUGCCGCUACUGCAACACCACCUCAAGCUCAUACUUCAACAACGGCAUCUCCAACCUCCAGCCGAGCCAACCUCUUUGUCUCUUUUUUUACCUAAAAACUCUAAGAGAUUCCCGAUCUUCUAGUGACCCUAUUCUGUUUCCUUUCUUCCCCUCUUCUCCUCCUCUCUUGCCUUACCGAUCAUCUUCCUGACCCCUCCUCUCCUCAAACUUUUUUUCUAAACACCCCACAUUCCCCAUUACUGAUUCGAUAUGGGCGGCGUUGUCUCUGCAUUCUCUAGUAGUAGCGGUGAAGACUCCGUCGCAGCGCGACAAGCUCUCGAGAAGCAACUUGCCGACAGGGAAGAAACCAUCGCCGUCCUCGAGGAAGACCUCUCAAAGAAGGAGAAGGAAUGCACAACAGUAUCCAAAGAUGCUGAGGAUUUGAGGGAAAAGAUCAAGGAGCUCGAGGCUCAGUCUUCUCUUGCCCUUGAUGAGACUCACGCCCGUAUCGCCAUCUUGCAGGAAGAGUUGAAGAAGGGCGGUGACUCCUCCUCCGAGCAGCUCCGAUCUACCAAGGAGUCUGCUGAGAAGAACGCCAAGGAGCUCGAGGAUGCUAAGACCAGCCUGACUGCUACCGAAGAGAAGCUCAAGGGUCUGGAGCAGGAGAGGCAAUCCAUUGCCGAUGAGCUCGCCAGCCUCAAGGCAGAGCUUGCUGAGGCCAAGGAGGCCCGCGAGGCCCUCGAGGCUGCUCUCACCAAGGAGAUUGCUACUCUCAAGACACAGAUCUCCGAGGCCGAGGAGAAGCAUCAGACUCUUACCAAGGCCCACAGCACACUUGAGGAAGAGCUUGCUGCCGCUUCCAGCGCCGCUGAGCAAGGCAAGCAGGCUCUGACCGGUUCCGAAGACAAGUUCACCACCCUACAAUCCAGCCACGCCAAGCUCGAGACCGACCUGGCCGCCGCCGUCACUGCCCUCGACGAGCAGAAGAAGGCCUUGGCCGGUUCCGAGGAGAAGUACGCCGCUCUCCAAGAGACACUCGACAAGCUCCAGGAGCAGUCCGACUCCCAGAUCGCUACUGCCAAGAAGGACCUCGCCGAGGCUCAAGAGAAGACAAAUGCUCUCCAACAAACACACAACAAGCACAAGGCCGACUCUGAGAACGAGUUGUCUGAACUCAAGAAGCAGCUCUCUGAGCUUGGUGACCUCCAGACAAAGUACGCUACUCUCGAGGAGACCAAUAAGUCUCUUGAGAAGGAGCUUGCUGAGCUCAAGGAGAAGGUUGCUGACCUCGAGAAGACCAAUGAGUCUCUCAAGAGCAACUCUUCUUCCGAGCUUGUCGCGGCUCAAAAGGAUGCUGCUGAGUGGAAGGAGAAGCACGGUUCUCUUCAGUCUACACAUGAUGGUCUGUCCAAGGACCUUGAGACUGCUAAGAAGGAUCUUGCUGCUGCCGAGGAGGCCCAGAAGAAGCUUACCGAGGACCACACCGCUGCCUUGACCAAGGCUCAGGGUGACUCAUCUGCUGAAUUGGAGAAGAUCAAGAAGGAGGCUGCCGACCUUGAGGCCAAGCUCAAGUCUACUACCGACGAGCACGACGCCCUCAAGAAGGAACGUGAUGAGCAAGCUGAGAAGCUCAAGACCGUCACCAGCGACCACGAGGCCAUCCAGAAGAAGCAGGAGGAAACCGAGGCUAAGCUCAAGGCUGCCAAUGAGGAGCGCGAGUCUGUCGAGAAGCAGCUCAACGAGAAGACAUCAAAGCUUGCCGAGCUCGAGAAGGAAAUCGAGGAGGCCAAGGCCCAGGUUGCCAAGGCCGAGGAAGACCUGAAGGCUUCCCAAGCGGAGAAGAAGGAGCUUGAGGCCAGGAUCGCCGAUCUUGAGUCCAGCGCCAAGAACUCCCAGGAGUCUGAGUCUGGUUUGAACGCCAAGCUCAAGGAGGCUGAGGACAAGGUCAAGAGCCUCGAGUCUGAUGCCGCCAAGGCUAAGGAGUCUGAAUCUUCACUGAAGUCCAAGGCCGAGGAGGCCGAGGCUAAGGCCAAGGAGACUGAAGCGUCAUUGAAGUCUAAGGCUGAUGAGGCCGAGGCUAAGGUUGCUGCCCUCGAGGCUGACGCAAAGAAGGCUCAAGAUUCCGAGUCUGCUCUUAAGAAGCAGCUCGAGGAAGCCCAGGCUGCUACCGAAUCUGAGAAGAAGUCUUCCGCCGAUAAGACCAAGUCCCUUGAGGACGAACUCAAGGAGCUCAAGGAGAAGUUCGCCAAGUCUGAGGAGGCCGCUAAGAAGGUCGAAGCUCUUGAGAAGGAGAAGGCCGAUGCCGUCGCCAAGGCUGAGUCCCUGCAGAAGGAGGCAGAUGAAAAGACCAAGACCCUGGAGGCCGAGAAGAAGGCCGCUGAGGAGAAGGCUGCUGCUCUGGAGAAGGAGAAGGCCGAUGCCGAGGAGAAAACAAAGACAGCACAGUCCGCCUUCAGCAACGCCCUUGAGAAGGUCAAGACCAUCCAGGGCGAGAAGAAGGAGGCUCUCGAGAAGGUCAAGGCCCUCGAGGCCGAGGUCAAGGAGCUCAAGGAGAAGAGCGCCACAACCAACGGCACAUCUGAGGCUUGAGGGAAAGGGAUUUCUUUGUCAAAUGGGAAGGGAUAAUGCUGCUGAUGAGACCAAAAAGUGUUUGUUAUACGAUCUGUGACGCUGGAUGAACUGAAAUGUCUGAUUCAUAUCACGGGAAACGAAGGAGUGGACUUAUGCGUCUUUGAUGAACUCGAUACCCAAAUAAAUAGUUUUUAGAAGAGCGUAAUUUAGAUGAGCGUCUAUGCCACUCUUUUUCAUGCCAACUUCGUUUUCCC